Molecule: messenger RNA, 3468 nt
Organism: Actinia tenebrosa (Australian red waratah sea anemone)
Lineage: Eukaryota; Metazoa; Cnidaria; Anthozoa; Actiniaria; Actiniidae
Source: RefSeq, a predicted model, not a curated record
CAAACACUGCGCAUUUUUGUCUGACUUUCAUCGAAUGUGCUUCAUCUCCACUCGUMCUGAACACUAACGAAUAGACUGUUAAACUACGAGGUAUUCUGUCUAGCUACUUGUUCGCAGGGACUAGAAGAUCUUCAUAUCUGACUCUACAGACAUGAAUCACAAGUGCAUCGUUCGGACAUUGGCUACAGUUGCUAUUUUACUCUUGGUGGUGAAAGAGAGCAGAGAAAGUGACCUAGACCCCUCUGGACAAAACGUGUGUUCUGAGGCUAGAACAAGGCCAGUCCAACAUUUUUUUAUAAAUGUUAACUGCUGGGAUUACUUUCCAUGGCCAAGUAAUUUUUGCGAUGGUAAACCUCAUUUGAGCUACAAAAUUGAAAAACCGGAAGAGACUUACACUCACUACCACUGUUGUCCAGGAUGGCUAAAACGUGGACGUCACUGCUCAAUACGUAAUGUGUUAUGAUAAUAGAGAGGUUUUUGCAUGGGUGGGAAACGAUACGGGGAAAAGACAAUUUUCGAUUUCCAAAUUAUAGCAAUGUUCCUUGAUUGCAUACUCAGUUACUCAGGGUUACCCUCAAAUCAUUACCAAAAGUAAAGAAUUCACAACUUCAAACAUGAAUAUUCUGCGCAAAAUUGUUGCUAAACUGUAUUGUUUAUUACCUCAAUUGCAUCUACUCUUUGUGAUUYGUAGAAUUACUUAAAGAAAAGGUGAAGCAAAAAUAAUGUUAUGGUUUGUCAUUCCGUGCCCGUGCUGUAAGUCAGUACCCUAUGUUUACCCUCAUAUGAAAAUCGUCCAACAUAUCAUCUUACGGUACUUUCAACUGACAUGAGUAAUGCAUUUAUCUUGAUUGUCUAAUUAGUGCUUAUUAUGUUGCAUGGUUAGAGUGUUUUACUCGUGCCAUGUCCUGGUAUAGAGACAUUUUUACUAUAAGGCAGUUAAAAUAAAUAGAUAAAAAAUAAAUAAAAUACAUUGCAUUUAACAGUGGCCUAUCCUCACAGUGGCUUCUCUACCACUAAAACUCAAUUGGAAUUUUUAACUUUUGCUUCUUUACGGAGGGAGGGGAAACGUUGAAAUCUGAAAACCCUCGAAGCACAGGAAAGAACCAACAAUCAACUCUACUCACAUACGAUGCCGAGACCCAGGCUACAUGCGCUCUCACUGAUACGCCGUCCUUAUCCUUAUCUCUAUCCUUAUUCAAUAUCUCCUUGCCAUUUUUUCUGUUUUGUUUUGUUUUGUUUUCUUUUUUUCGUAUAGGUAACCCUUGUCUCAAAGGAAGAGAAAACUGCACCGAUUUUCCAAUCAACCACGUUCCUGAGCCAUCUGUGUCAUACCGUAAUGACUCUGCUGUGCCCAAGAUGGAGAUGGUUUGCAGUUUUGACUUUCCUGUGUGGAGGAACGUCUCAUACCUGGUUGAAUGGUAUGGAAGAUCAACUAAACCUGUCAAGAAGGACAUGUGGUGUGUUCCAGACCAGCCAGCAGAUGCUCAGAAUGAUUGUACACGAAGGCAAAGUUCCAUUGUACUUCCAGAUCACUUUGCAUUAGGCGACACGGUGUAGUGCAAAAUUUUCAUGAAGUUCUCUACAAAAAAGACAAAUAAAUGGACAGCAACAGGAAAAGACAGUAAUCAUUAUUACGUAGGAAUCGAGGUUUCUCCACGUCACGUGAUUGUCAAAGAAUGCAACGUAGCAGAGAACAUAACAGUUACCUUAAGACCAACUGUUCCUAUUUUACCCACAAUGAAUGUCCCUGGAUCUGACAGCGUAGUAGUGUCUGUGUUGAUACCCCAAAAGUACAAAGCACAAAGAAGACAAGCUGCAGUUGACAAAUGCCAAGUUGAACUGAAGACACAAGACAUAACUCGUGGUAAAACAAUCACGAUUAGAGGAAUCUGUGACAACCAACAAGAUCAAAGACAAAGCUUCUCCUUUCGUUUCAAACCGCAUACUACAAGCACUAGGUGGUCAGAUGUGGUUAACUAUCAAAUGCCAGCUGUCAAGGUUACAGUGGAUAACACAGAAACACGAUUGUGACUAACUACCACCGAUCCUAAUUCAUUUACAUUUGACAAAAGAAAAUAUUUCUAUAACGAGUUGGGUGAUUACGUCAUGUAUAGCAACCAAGCCAAGAAAGUACAGGUAAUUCUGUCUUCGGGUAUCAGAGUCUCAGUAAAACGUUCUGGAAGGUCACUGGAUGUUCGUAUCAAUGCACCAUCUACUGACAAGGGAAAAGUCUUGGGGCUUUGUGAUAACUUUAAUGACGAUCGGGAAGACGAUUGGAACAAAGGAGGUGAUGGUAAACCUCAUGAUGAUGAAAAACAAUUUGCAGCAAGCUGGCGUCUUAAAGAAGGGAAGAGCUUUUUUGAGGUUCUCCCUGAACAAGAACUUGAAGAACAAGUUGAACAAGGGAGAUCCUGCUAUUGUGGCAUCGAAGGUGAAACAACACAGGAUGAAAGAUGUGAUGACAACGCAAACCUUUUCACAAGAAUCGACGCUACUCAGAUAAAAGUACUUAAUACUCAAAUAAAUGACCAAUUACAGUUUGGCAUGAAAAGAUCUGUAGACAGUCACUGGUAUAGUGAUGACAUCAUUGAUCACGUGGAACGUAGCUACUAUGCGGAUGAUCCUCAUGUACAACUCGCUGUAAACCGCAUACGAAGCAAGAGAUCACCAAGAGAAGUCAUACCAGAAGAUGAGGCAACCCAGUAUUGUAAAACGCAUAUCCAAGAAACAAAAGCAGGAAAGGCAUGCAAGGAGUUCUCGGAAACCAACUUGAAAAAUGCAAUGAUACAGUGUGUCAACGACCUAAAGCUGUCAGGAGACAAGACAUUUGCAGUGUUGGCAUUUGACACCAUGAAGUACAUAUGUGAAGAUACCUCAUUAAAGAACCUUUCACUCUACACUCAUACUSCGAGKGGUGACUUAAUGCCUCCCAGAGAGGUAGUAAAAGACUUGUGUCCUGCAGACUGUAGUGGACGUGGCAAGUGUAAGAACAGAACCUGUAUAUGUGAVGAAGGCUAUACUGCACUGGACUGUUCCAUGAAGGUUAAUUCAGUUCCUGAGUUGUUGGGGAUUUACGAUAGUGGACUCUGUGAUGUACGAGAACGACCAUGUAAAAGAACAAAUAUCUUGGGUCAGAAYUUUAUCAAAUCGGAGAACCUAACAUGCCAUGUACAGGAWGAARAGGUUUACCCAGGUACCUGGUCUCCUCGUGGAAUUCCUGUCACAUCACAAGGGAAAAUGACGGAUCUGUUUGGUGUUCAGUGCAACCUGCCUGAGCCACCAACUAGACUUGGUGACUACAAACACGAGGGUACCCCGGCUGGGGGACUUAUGAUCUCGGUUUCCAACGAUGGAUUCACUACUAGUGUUCAACGACUGCGACAUGUGACUUACGAUUCAAAGUGCAUGAACUGCAGUAAAUCAGGAAAAUGUGAAUUUAAGGUACGUAUUUAAYUGUCGAUGAGGUAA